Messenger RNA from Pangasianodon hypophthalmus (striped catfish), 1614 nucleotides. It is a transcript of the gene pitx1, whose product is annotated as paired-like homeodomain 1. Gene Ontology annotation, molecular function: RNA polymerase II cis-regulatory region sequence-specific DNA binding; DNA-binding transcription factor activity, RNA polymerase II-specific. The record is from RefSeq and is a predicted model, not a curated record. Gene Ontology annotation, cellular component: nucleus. The transcript has 5 exons. The coding region runs from base 150 to 1025 and encodes 291 amino acids. Gene Ontology annotation, biological process: anatomical structure morphogenesis; regulation of transcription by RNA polymerase II. Lineage: Eukaryota; Metazoa; Chordata; Actinopteri; Siluriformes; Pangasiidae.
UCAAACCGAUCACGCGCUCGCGCACACCUGGCUGGAGCUGUGAUUUACCUGCACAUGGACACACUCUGAUACCGCGGAAACUUCACACACACACGCACACACACACACACUACAGCAUUACACUGCUCUGCGGGACUGACAGAUUAGGAAUGGAAUUAAACUUGUCCAAAAAUGUGAUGUCAUGUGAAGAUGCAGGUGGGAUGAAUUUAGAUCGAAUUGCCACCGACGCCGCGAGACUCCCGCCAGCGCGCGACAUGGCCUCCGCUUUCCACGCUCACGUCGCGCGCGACACGCUGGAGCACACGAGCAGCGAGUCCUCGGACACGGAGACUGCAGAGAAGGAGCGGAUUGUAGAGCAGCGCGCUGAGGACGGAAACCCGGACGAUCCGAAGAAGAAGAAGCAGCGGCGGCAGCGGACGCACUUCACGAGCCAGCAGCUGCAGGAGCUCGAGGCCACGUUUCAGCGGAACCGGUACCCGGACAUGAGCACGCGCGAGGAGAUCGCCGUGUGGACCAACCUGACAGAGGCGCGAGUCCGGGUGUGGUUUAAGAACCGGCGGGCGAAGUGGCGGAAGCGCGAGCGGAAUCAGCAGAUGGACUUGUGUAAAAACGGCUAUCUGCCGCAGUUCGGGGGCCUCGUGCAGCCCUAUGAGGACAUGUACCCCGCCUACGGCUACAACAACUGGACCAACAAGGGGCUCGCGCCCAAAAACUUCCCGUUCUUUAACUCCAUGAGCCCACUGACGUCACAGCCCGUGCUCUCGUCCCCGAGUUCCAUUUCCUCCAUGAGCAUGAGCAUGAGCAUGGCCUCGAGCAUGAACAGCAUCAGCAACCUGAACGGCCUCGGCGGCUCCUCUAUCAAUUCUGCCAUGAGUUCCUCCGCGUGCCCGUACGGAGCCCCGCCCCCCGCGCCGUACGGGGUCUACCGGGACACGUGCAGCUCCGGCCUCGCGACCCUCAGACUCAAACCCAAGCAGCAUCCCGGUUUCGGAUACGGAGGAUCCGCGUGCCAGUACAACAGCUAACGGAUUAACGGAGACGUAAAGAAUAGAAAAGGGAAAAAAUCGCCCGCGCGACCAAAACUGGAUCCGCUGUAACUGAUGAUUUUUUUGUUUGUAUUAUUCGGUUGGAUUUUGCAACUCGCCUGUUUACCUGAACUUGCACAAUGACUUAAUCAAAUCCACGCGCUUGGAUUUCAAAGUGAAGAUGCUACAUUGCAACUCUGUAAAUAGUUUAAUGUAUUUGAACAAAAACAAAAAGAACUUUUUCGUGUUUAAUAAAAAAUCCUGCCGUUUCCGGGCCAUUUAAUCAGACUGCUUUAGUGGAGUGUAUAUAAACUCUAAUCUCUUUCUCUCUCCGUUAUGUAGCUUCGCCUGCUUUUUAAAGCUCAGUCUGUUUUUAUUUGAUUUUAUUUUUUAAUUUUUGUGCCAUCGUUGUUUAUUUGACUGAACCGAUAUAAACCGCAUGUUUGUGAAUGAAAAAAAAAAAACCUAAAUGUUUUGUACAGAAAUGUAAAGAAGAAAUGUAGGUUAAACAACUCUGUAUUCAGAUGUGGAUUGGAAUUUGUCCUCACGUGUUUAUGGAAAAUAAAACAGAAAUAAUGGUUAAAAUGAA